Messenger RNA from Lentinula edodes (shiitake mushroom), 876 nucleotides. RefSeq lists its product as uncharacterized. The coding region runs from base 1 to 876 and encodes 291 amino acids. The transcript has 4 exons. The record is from RefSeq and is a predicted model, not a curated record. Lineage: Eukaryota; Fungi; Basidiomycota; Agaricomycetes; Agaricales; Omphalotaceae.
AUGUCCUCCCCGCCAAAUUCACCACAUUCACCAAUACGACGCUCAGAACAUCGUUCAGGCUCGACGUCGCCUACGCACCGCCGACCGAGGAGCAACAGUCAUAGAUCAGCUGUCCCGCCAGGAUUCCUUUCUCACAAGCCCAAACAAACACCGAUCUCGGAGAUGUCAGUGUGGGAGCUGCAGAACAAGUUCAGCAGGAAUGCAAAGAUAUUGGCUUCUAGCAAUGCAACAUCAUCCUCAUACGUCCAACGAAUAACCGCUGAACAAGCAGCGAUCCAAGAACAACUGGUAGAAGUCCACGGAAUGGAAGUGAUUAACACCGGACUGAAGAAUACUAGGAUUACAGGCGACGAUGAUUCCGAGUCUAUGAUAGGUAUUGAUGAUGUUGAGAUGAAGCCGGAGCCUGCUCACCCGAUGAAGAACGCGAUAGAUGCGAAGAAGAGGGCGAUAGCUAGAUUUGGCGCCACAGCUGGACCGUCACAUAUAGGGAUGCUCGGAAUGGACGAAGCCAUCGAGAUCGAACAGCGUGCACAUGUUCAUGACCUUCAACGCAAACAAAGAAUCGAAGAGAAGCGCAUGCAUCAUGGCUAUCCCAUGCAGAACGAAGUUAUGUCAAGAGAAGAGAGGGAGGCGAGAAUAUGGGCGUUCAUGAACUACAAACCCUCUGAAUCCGAUCUCGAAGACGUCGAAGACGACGACGACGACGACGACCCCGCUGGAUGGUUCGAAGACGACCAAGACGAUGGCCGGAAAGGUCAGAAUAUCGUCGAGCCGGACGAAGAAGAUCCGGAGAGUUUGCAUAAUAUUAUACGUGUUAUGGAUCCAAAUCAAAUGCAUUAUAAUACAUUUUAUGAGCCAAGGGACGAUGGGGAUUGA